Eublepharis macularius is the source of this 3307-nucleotide messenger RNA. RefSeq names its product titin-like. The transcript has 7 exons. Lineage: Eukaryota; Metazoa; Chordata; Lepidosauria; Squamata; Eublepharidae. The record is from RefSeq and is a predicted model, not a curated record. Bases 79 to 1239 code for a protein of 386 amino acids.
GUGAAGCCCACUGUGGCAGAGUGUUUUCAGCACGGUGGCGUUAUUCAUACAGCGAAGGAAUACAUUACACAAGACAACAUGAGGAACCUGCUGCCAGGCAAAAUGUUUCUGCUUUUGCUGUUUCUCUCUUAUCUGCACACGGCCCUAGGAGAAAAUUCUUCUAUAAGUAUGCGGCAGGUGAGGUCUGUGAACGGUGUCAAUCAACCAGCCUCCCGCAACAGCAGCAUGAACGCGUCCUCCAUCCUCUCUAGAGCAGCUCUGCGUCUUUCAGUAAUUCAGACGCCGGCCGCUCUGAAAGUGGUGGAAGGUUCUACACUGCAUAUGGAAUGUUCAUUCCAAGGAAACGUUACAUUUUGGUCUAUUCAGUGGUUUAAGGAUGGAAACAAGAUUGCAUUAACUAACAAAGACCUGAUGACAAUAAUGACAAAUGCAACCUUACGAUCUAGUAAUUUGAGUCUGAGCAAGACUGUGGUAGCAGAUUCUGGAUUCUAUACAUGUAAAGUUUCUGUUCACAAAGUUGGUGAUUUUUGCAGUAAUGGAACACAACUAACUGUUGAUGAGAUUAAAGAUUUGAUGGUGAAUCAGACUCCAGAACACAUCAGCAAACCAGAAGGGGCAAAUCUCACCCUUGAGUGUCGAUUCCGGAUAGUCAAUGAUCCCAAUGCCACAGAUGUGAGAUGGUACCGAAAUGGAACAGAGCUGACAAGCUCGAGAGACUCACUCAGAAUAGAGGUGAAUCGGGAAAGAGGCUUUGCUUCUCUCACACUAAAGAAGGCUGCUGUGAGCGAUUCAGGGAACUACACGUGCCAAGUGGAGAGCAGAUCCAGGAACCUGACCCAGUCAGGAAACACAUCUCGAGUUGUCAUCACAACAACAGAUUUAGCUGACAAGAAUGAAGAACAAGACAAGCAGCUGGGCAGCAGACUUGCUGCUGUUGGAGGCUGGGCUGGAGGCGGUGCUGCCAUCCUCUUGCUGCUGGUGGUGGUGGCAGGUAUCAUUAUGUGGAAGCGGAGAUCCAAAGUAAACGAAUCAGAGCCAGACACUUCUCCGGCCAAAAAACCUGGACUGCAUCCUCUAGCCAGCCAACGCAGCGAAGUGACAUACGCUGACCUCCACUUCCACAAAAGGGAAGUGCAACCAGAUGCUGAAGUCGUGUAUGCAGAAGUGAGAGCCCCUCAGAAACAGCAAGCCUGCAAAGACGCCAACCAGAUGCGACCGAAAGGCAAGCAGAGGAGAUGAGGCGGAACAGAGCGGGGAGACGGAUGGUUUUUCACAAUCCUCUGCAGGCCUGAGUUUUCGGAAGACCUCGAAUCUAGUUUCUGGAAAUAAGAAAGUCGCUGCGUCCCUCCCACUUCCUUCAGCCACACUGCUGAGCAGCUAAACUGACGAGUGACUCUUCAGGUGCUGUCCUGUAUCUUUGCCACUUCCCCUCCAUAUCCCAGCCUUCCAAAAAAAAUCAUGCAAGAAAAGGGCACAGCUGGGUCUGAAGAUACAAACCUCUCUUUGAAAAUCGGACGUCUCCCACAGAUCUAUAGGGUCAGACAGAAUCUAACUCUGGGACAUCAGCUGUAUUUAGAAGUAUGCACACCUGCCGUUAUGGGAUUAGAGAGGGGACUUGCAAUAAUCAUACCUGUUACAUGAGGGUCCUUCCCCACCUGGGGAUACUCAGGCAGGCUUCUGCACAGGUACAAUCUCCCGGCUGGAUCAGGACACACAGGUACAAUUCUGCAUCCACUCAGGCUCCUUAAAUCCAUGUGAAUCCUACCUACCUGUUGCACUUCUCCAGGACAAUGUACGAGAGAGGUGUGGAAGGCAAACCCUCAUUCUUCUACCUUGGUGGAGGGGGGACUCACGUCAGGGUGAUGGACACAUGGCUCGUUUGCUCAGGUUGGAGGCAACCGGGAAGCGGUUUUUGUUCCCACUUCCCCACCACUUCAUGCUAGUGGUUCUGUGAACAUCAUGGGUUUCCCAUCUUUCUUACAGUCUUCCCCAAACCUGCAUUGCCGCUAUGUUUUGAGAAACGUUGUAGCAAAGACACCUACCUGUGUGGACAAGAAAGGCUUGAUCUUCCUUGUUCCACCUCACAUCAGUGCCAUUUUCCCCUGCCUCUGUUGCCACCAGUCGAAACUUCCCAGCACCGACACAAGAGGUCUUUUUAAAAAUAAUCGGCAACUGCCAUACCGUUGCAGCACUAGAACAAUCUCAGGUUUUCUGAAUUCUCAGCUUUUGUUUUUAAAAAGCAGUUCCCUGGCCUUUGUUGCUGUGAAGAUAUGCCUGUAUGGCCACUGGGGCAGGGGAAAUGAAGGGCAAUUUACUAUGGGCCAAGCUAGAAGUGACGAAUUACACUAAUCACUAUGUGAUCGAGUGAAGCGCAAGUGGAACUCAAGUGAACAGGGAAGAAUAUGUGUGAGUCUGUUCACUUGCCAUUCAAGUGUAAUUCUUCCCUUCUGGCUUGGCCCUGAGAGCCAAGCUGCAAGUGACGCCUGACACAGGUUGGACCCUUGUCAGCUUCCCUCAAGUUUUGAUGGGAAAUGCUUGGCUUUCCAUUACAGCUGCAAGACAAGGACACCUACAUUUCCCAUCAGAAUUUGAGGAAACUUGACAAGGGUCCAACCUGUGUCAGGCAUCACUUGUAGCUUGGCUCUGAGUGGAAAGGAGAGGGGCGCGUGGUUCAGUAGCAGAACAUCUGCUUGGCAUGCAGAAACUCCCAGGGUCAAUCCCCAACCAUGUAGCAGGUGAUGGGAAAACCUCUCCUUGAGAUCCUGGAAGGACACCGCCAUUCUGAGUAGACAAUACUGACCUUGAUGAACCAGUGGUUUGAUUCACUGUGUGGCAGCUUCAUAUGUUCUUGUGUUCUGUGGCUGCGGCACUGUAUCAGCAGCCACAACAAGGAAAACAGACAAGCCUGUCUGUGCAUGGAAAGCACAUUCUAUCCAGAGAAACCCACAUCUACAGUCACUGGGGUGGGCGAGGGGAGGUGAUGGACCCAGAUGCCCUGUUAGGGGAUAUUCAGCUUCGGGCACCGGCAAUAUGUGGGUGAUGAUACUGGCCUACUUUGCAGGCCUGCUGUAAGAAUUACCGAGAUUACCCAUGAAGCACUUUGGAUAACUGCACAAUGCCAUUAUGUAAAACAAAUGACUUGAUAAACUAGGUGAAUGUUGUUAUCCGUCAACAUGUAUGGAAUGUGGUAUUAGCUACUUUUACCCCCCCCCCCAAAAAGAAACACCAAAUAAAAAUGGCACUUGUAGGUGUGGAUGCUCUGACACACUUGCCGAUCUGGGUCCACAACUAAAAAUAAACAUGUUUG